This is a messenger RNA of Neltuma alba, 1431 nucleotides long. Its product is annotated as alpha-galactosidase-like. Gene Ontology annotation, molecular function: hydrolase activity, hydrolyzing O-glycosyl compounds. The transcript is spliced from 15 exons. NCBI's taxonomy places the organism in Eukaryota, Viridiplantae, Streptophyta, Magnoliopsida, Fabales, Fabaceae. The record is from RefSeq and is a predicted model, not a curated record. Gene Ontology annotation, cellular component: plant-type cell wall. The coding region runs from base 1 to 1251 and encodes 416 amino acids. Gene Ontology annotation, biological process: carbohydrate metabolic process.
AUGGCAAUUCAAGUUUCUGCAACCAGGAUGCUUACCGCAGGGCUUGCCUUCUGCUUCAUGUUUGUGCUGUUCAAUGCUUCUUCUUCAUGUGGUGUUCGUUUGUUGAACGCUGACACAGACAUACCAACACAACAACACCGCAAGCUCAGAAGACAACUUGUUGAAAAUGGUCUUGGUCGGACUCCUCCCAUGGGAUGGAAUAGUUGGAAUCAUUUCCAAUGUGACAUUAACGAGGAGAUGAUUCGAGAAACAGCUGAUGCCAUGGUAUCAACGGGCCUUGCUGCCUUAGGGUACGAAUAUAUCAAUUUGGAUGAUUGCUGGGCAGAACUUGAUCGAGAUUCAGAGGGAAAUAUGGUUCCAAAAGCAUCAAAAUUCCCAUCAGGAAUUAAGGCUCUAGCUGAUUAUGUUCACAGCAAAGGAUUGAAGCUGGGAAUUUAUUCUGAUGCUGGAAAUCAAACGUGCAGUAAGCAAAUGCCUGGAUCUCUAGGACAUGAAGAGCAAGAUGCAAAAACAUUUGCUUCCUGGGGCGUUGACUUCUUGAAGUAUGAUAAUUGUGAGAAUCUUAAUAUAAGCCCAAAAGAGAGGUACCCUAAAAUGUCUGACGCUUUAUUAAACUCUGGAAGGCCCAUCUUCUUCUCCAUGUGUGAAUGGGGCCAAGAGGACCCAGAACUUUGGGCCAAAAAUGUGGGGAAUAGUUGGAGAACAACGGGAGAUAUUGAAGACAAAUGGGAAAGUAUGACAAGUAUUGCAGAUGCAAAUGACAGAUGGGCAUCUUAUGCUGGACCAGGGGGAUGGAAUGAUCCAGAUAUGUUGGAAGUUGGAAAUGGAGGAAUGACCACUGAAGAAUAUCGUUCCCAUUACAACAUUUGGGCCUUGGCUAAGGCUCCUUUGUUGAUUGGUUGUGAUGUUCGAGCAAUGGAUAACACGACAUUCCAACUGCUAACCAACAAGGAAGUUAUUGCUGUCAACCAAGACAGCUUAGGAGUCCAAGGAAAGAAGGUGAAAAGUGAAGGUGGUUUGGAAGUAUGGGCUGGUCCUCUCAGUGAUAACAGAAUAGCAGUGGUUCUAUGGAACAGAAGUUCAUCAAAAGCAACUGUUACUGCAUCCUGGUCUGAUAUCGGCUUGCAAUCUGAGAAACCUGUAGAUGCACGAGAUCUUUGGGAGCAUUCAACACAAACAUCAAUUUCGGAAAAAAUUUCUGCGGAAUUGGAUUCACAUGCUUCCAAGAUGUAUGUUCUCACUCCCAAUUAACCAGAAAGCUCCAAAUUUUCAAAGAAGAAGAAGGUGGGUCACAAGUUGGCUAUACCAUUACUCAAGGAUUCAAGCAGAAGAAAAUAAACAUGGAUUUUAUAUUUUUUUACAAUAAAGAACAUUUAUAGGCAUGAUUGAAUAUAAUAAGUCGGAUUAAUUAUCACAAGAUUUCUGAUAUUA